Molecule: messenger RNA, 3892 nt
Organism: Drosophila simulans
Lineage: Eukaryota; Metazoa; Arthropoda; Insecta; Diptera; Drosophilidae
Gene: sac
Product: dynein axonemal heavy chain 1
Exons: 1
Coding region: 135-3374 (1079 amino acids)
Biological process (GO): microtubule-based movement
Cellular component (GO): dynein complex
Molecular function (GO): dynein light intermediate chain binding; minus-end-directed microtubule motor activity; dynein intermediate chain binding
Source: RefSeq, a predicted model, not a curated record
UAAAAUCGAUUUGUUUGGUUUAAUUUGACUAAACAGCAAUAAUUAAUGAUUGGGCUUUGUAAGAAUCAACAAAUACACUGCUUUGAAAGGAACGCCACUUUCUCAUUUAAAUCCACCUUCACAAUAUAUUUCAUAUGGAUCCGGAGAACUUAGAGGUGGGACAAAAUUAUGAUGGUUCCCAGGAAUCCGAUGAGAGCAGCACCAGCUCACUUAGCAACAAGGGUCCCGAUGGCACUCAAUUCAAGCGUGAGGCUGAGAAAGCCAUUUGCAUCAUGCCGCCCCGACCGGGAACUACUAUGAUGAACUACCAGGAGCUAUAUAUUCCGCGGAAUCAGCUUACGGAUGUAUAUUACCCCAUUCAGGAGGCCCAACGAUGGCUCACUCUGAUGGACAAGAUGGGCAAGGCACACCGUUUUCCGUUGCCCACGAUCCUGCCGAAGGUGAUCCAGACCCGCUACGUGCCAAAGCGGCAUCUUCCAAAGGACGUCGAAGUGGAUCGGAGGCGUCGUCAGUACCAGAAGAUUAACUUGGUGAACGAGCUGGCCAAGGCGGGCCUCACUGACGACGUGCUGCAGCCCACCGAGGAGCAGUACAAUGUGAUGUCCGAGUUCGCCUUCCCACACAAGUUUCCCCUGAGCUACUUCGACGACAGCAACUUUGACAUCAACUCUCCGGCGGCCUGGUUUGAGCUGGGAGUGGUCGGAGAUGCGCACUACCCGCUGCCGGCGAAGGCGUACCUGCCCUACAACCAAAGCCUGCUGAACUGCCAGUGGGGCAUGGCAGCUGUUACCGCGCACCACGAGGACUCCGACCUCUGGACGCUUCUGUCGCUGGAGGACGGAUGCACCUACACGGUACCCAAGCUUCAGUUCAUGUUCAUGGCAGAGGACCCACACAAGUACAUCAAGCGACUGCAGGCUGCUGUUCACGAGCGGCACAAGGGGGAGCAGCUUAUGUUGAUGGAGCUGAUCGUGGAUUGCGUCCUGCACGAGGACAUUGAGUCCACCGUGUUUUAUAGCUUUAAGCCCAUCGAAUUGGUCCUGCAGGCGGCUAAGGUGUCCGAGCAGUGCAAGAGACGACUACGCUCCGAGGUGAACUUGGUGUUCGAGCGCCUGAUGGCCCUAUACGAGCUGGAGCAGUUUAUCCUUAAGAUGCCCAAGGAAUUUCCCCAGUUUCGGAACAUCAACCUCAAGGAAUUUCUGCCCCGGUCUUUCGCGGUGGAAGUCUCCGGGAAGGAGCGUCUGGAACUGCAGGCCCUUGGCAUAACCAUGCAGGAGAAGCGGUACGACUUCCUGAAGGCCAGUCUGUUUUAUUGCGGCGGCGGCAUCGAGGCCAUGGCCGGAGUGGCCAUCGAGUGCCAGUACAUCGAAACACUUUCGAUCUUCAUCUGCAACUUUAGCAAGCCCCUGGCACUGGUGGACUUCCUGCAGGCGCAGGAGGCGCAUAGCGACAACGUGGCCACGUUCCUUAAGGUCUAUUGGCCGCAACAGCUGACAACGGUCAUCACCGUGGUCCUCCGAGCCCUGGGCAAGGGCUGGCUGGACAUCUCCCUCAACACCUGGACGGUCUAUCUCAUGUGCAAGAUCUCGCGGUUUAUACUGCAGGUCAAGUUCCGUAUGCAAGAGUCAAUGGAGGUGCUGCUCGAGACGUCGCUGAUGAACUUCUCGCACUUCGUUUGCGACCCCUGCCUGCAAUUCCUUGAGCUGAAGUCCAACUACAAGUGGACCAAUAACUACAUCGACACCGAGUUCCCCUUUCAGAAACCUGUGUUCGCCAUGACCCUUGGCAUCAGCGAGGAUCGCAGGGUGUUUUACUCCACUGACCCGGAUGAGUUCCAGCCGGGGCUGGUCGAGAUCUUUAAGAAGUGCCUGGAGAAAUCGUCUGGAGUAAGAUGCAUCGAUGGGUCCGUCAUGAGUUUUUUGAAGUUCGCCCCUAACCUGUAUAUCCUGACGGUGGAGCUCAUCGAGGACAGGUUCCUGCGGGAGAACGAGCUUCUGAAGAACUGCUACGCCAAGGCGGUGCUGCCCCUCAGGGCGUACGCCCGACUCUACGAGAGAUUCAUCGACUUCUACCUUCUCAAUGUGAACACCUAUAUGCAGGCAUAUGCGCAGGCCCACAAGCCGUCCUCGGAGGUAAAGCGGGACAUUCUGGAGAACAAGCGAUUGAAGGAGGAACUGCGCGAGAUCCUGCCUGCCUAUAUUACCAUUGGACCGUUUUACAUAAACGUGGAUACACUGAAGCAGUUCAUGAUAAAGAAGCGCAUCGAAGUCGUGAGACGCAUAUUCGAGUACUACGUUGACCGGAUGUAUGAGACGAAUGAGCUAUUGCUGGACCGUUGCCUGGAGAUGUUCCGCAGAAUCGCGGAGCGUCCGAUUAGCAUUGAACACCUGUACGAGAUUCGCGACUUUGCGCAGACUGUUCCGGACUUAGUGGAUGAGCUAAAGGCUGACAUUCAGGUCAUGUGGCUGGAGUACGACCUGCUGGACAGCUUCUUUUACAACCUGAGUGACCACCAGUUCGCCAUGAAGUGGAACGUGUAUGCCUGGCCGCACCAGAUAAUGGUGCGGUUAUCCACCUUGAAAGACGAGCAGAAGGUGGACAUCGAGGACUUUCUCCGCCUGCACGCCAGCGAGUGCCAAGCGUUCGAGGAGCGACUGGAGUCCCUCAACGACGAGGUGCAGGCCUACUCACUGGCGUUUAAUACGAACCGCGCCCAGGAGACGUCCGUGGACAUUAAGAAGACGUGGGCUCUGAUAAAGGAGCUCGAGAAGGUCAGCCAAACUCUGCAAUUCCGGCAGGAGCUAUUCGAGCUGGAGCCACUCUCUGUUGAGUUCCUGGAGAGCAUAAUCGCGAGCUUCACUCCCUACAAGAACCUGUGGUACGGCUGCGCCAACUUCCUGAAGCUCGAGGACGCUACCCUGGGCAACCCGAUAGCGCAGCUGGACUUGGAGGAUGUGUGGAAUAACCUGAUGAGGCUGCGCGACGAACUCACCGAGUCAAUGCAAAUAUUUCAUGAAAAAAUCGAGAUUAUGGAUGUGGCCAAAACGUUCAUUGCAAAGAUCGACGAUUUCGUUCCGGUUUACAACAGCAUUAGGGAUAUCCGAAAUGAGAACUGGAUGUACAUUCACUGGCAGGAACUAAGCGCGAUAACUGGCCAGGAGAUUAAGUACUCAGUGGCGAUGAACUACCAGUACCUCAUGCGUAAGGGCAUCUUGGACUUCCUGCCCGAAGUCCACAUCAUCUCAGAGAAGGCCAACAACGAGGCGGAGGAAAUUCGGCGCGCCAUCGAGGAGGAAGAGAGGCGAAAGCAGGCCGAAUUGGAUGCUCUGCUGCUGCGCAAACAGCUCCGCAAGUGUCGCCGGGAUAUACUGUAGCUUGUUGUUGAAAUCGUUCCAAUGCACUACAAGUUAGUUCCUGCCUGGAACAUUUCUGGGCAGGCUCAGGGCGUGGCUCGCCGCGGUCUUGGAUAGUGAUCUGUGUUGCCCUUCUUACAUAUGUAUACCCGUUACUCGGAGAGUAAAAUGUUAUACUAGAGUUGUUGUAACAGACGGAAGGAAGCGUUGCCUACCAUAAAAAGUAUAUGUACUCCUUAUCAGAAUCAAUCGAUCUAUCCCUGUCCGUAUGGACGCCUCGAACUCAGGACAUAAAAAACAUAAAACAUGAAGUGUGCAGCUUCCAGAGAGCGCAAGCUUGUUUACAAAUGCUGCCACGCCCAUAAAACGCCCAAAACUGCCACACCCACACUUUUGAGAAAUGUUUUGAUAUUUUUUGUUACAUUUUUAUUAGUCUUGUAAAUUUCUAUUAAUUUGCAUAAAAACCUUUGCCACGCCUACUCUAACUUCCGAAAUUGCCACACCCACACUUAAAAAAUGUUUUGAUAUUUCUUCAUAUU